GCAGGAGCGUGUUGCAGGGCUGAGGAACGGAGAGCAAAGCGCAUCGUGCUGUUCUUGGGUUGUUGUUUUUUUUUAAUGGUUGUUCUUGUUCUUGCUGUUUUCUGUCUUUGUCUCUGCGUUAUUGUGGAUUAGCCUUUUCCCUCUUAACAGUUAUCAAGUCAACUACUAUAUAUAUAUAUAUUUAAAAAAAAAAAAAAAGAGUUGUAUUUUGCGCUGUGGAUGAUCUGCGGCUUCACAUCGCGCGCACGGAACGGACCGGAACUAUGAACGGCUUUGGAGUAAACAUUCAUCACCUGUAAAAGCGAAAGAAAGAAAAAACAGGUUCUGGACAUUCGUGUUGUGGAUUAUUUAAAAAGGUAGGCUACACCAUGGGCGUUAAACCCAGCCAGUGAGUUUGUACUGUAUGAAGAUGUGUCGUCUGUGAUCGUUCCGCUCCUCGCACCGCUCCUCGGCUCAGUCUCGCACCCAAUGCACCACACUCUGAGUGGAUCUACAGUUUCCGCUUCACGCAGCCCGACCUCCGAGACCCAACACGGUAACUUCACUUUCAGAAAGCUCGCUGGAAUUAAGGACACGUCCACCGCUUUGUUAAAGCCCUCGGAUCCUGUGCGUCAGGCGAAGCGUCUCCCCAUUAAAGUAGUGAAGAUGCUGACCGCGCACUCGGGCCACUUGCUCCACCCGGAGUACCUGCAGCCCCUCACAUCUGCCCCCGUCAGCAUCGAGCUGGAUGCUAAGAAGAGUCCACUGGCCCUCUUGGCUCAGACGUGUUCUCAGAUAGGUAAACCGGAUCCUCCGUCUUCAUCCAAACUUGCCUCCAUUACGUCUAGUGGACUGGGUGAGAAAGAAGGCUCAUCUCGCACUUCCUCCUCAUCCCUAAAACUUGCAGAGCAACGUCCUUCAUCGGAUGACAAGUCCAGCUUCAAGCCUUACUCCAAAACAGGCCCAGACAGCCAGAGGGAUGGGAGUAUCAGCAGCAGCAGCAGUAACAAGCCUGGCUUUUGUCUUCCCGUGGGUGGAGGUAGUGGUGGCAGUAGCACACCGAGCUGUCAGUCCCACCAUGCACGUACUGUUUCUCCAAGUUCCAGAGUGGGCUCGCCUUCACAGACUCAGGCGCACAGACACACUCUUUCACCUAGCACCAUGCGUUCCACUGGACAUUCACAGACUGGAAACGGGGAGGCAAAAAACACAGAAGUGGCACUCUCUGACAGCAGCAGCAACCCAAAGAAGGAGGCAGAGUCAAGUAAGGUGAGUCUGGACAGUCCUCAGUUGGCCAAUUCGAGCCAUACCAGAGCAAGUGUCAACUCCAGUAGCUCAAGCUCUGAAAGCAGCCCCAGUAACGAGGGCAAAUCAGACCCACAACCAUCUCAGCCUGGAGGACUCGGGCCUGUUUCUAUCUCUCCUUUCAAGUCCAGUCACCCUGUCUUCCCCCUCCCAUCGUCCAGCAUGGGCUACCACGGUUCUAUAGUGGGCACUUAUGCUGGCUAUCCCGGUCAGUUUGUUCCUGGCUUAGACCAUACCAAGUCCAGCCUCGGAGGUGCUGGCGUAGGAGUUGCAGGUAAACACCCCAGCUCAAGCCCACUGACUGGAGCAUCUCCACCUUCAUUCAUGCAGGGUUUGUGUCGGGACCCGUACUGUUUAAGCUACCCGAACACACCACACCUAGGUGGCAACUGUGGCACAUGUGUUCAUGACCCCUCCUCUUCAAUAAAAUCUGGCUUCCCAUUGGUUUACCCCCAUCAUCCUCCAUUGCACUCGCUUCACCAGAGCUCAUUGUCUUCCAGCAUCACACCAUCACUUUCUCAUCCACUCUACACGUAUGGCUUCAUGCUGCCCAAUGAGCCUCUACCACAUGCAUGCAACUGGGUCUCAGCCAGCGGGCCAUGCGAUAAGCGUUUUGCCACCUCCGAUGAGCUAUUAGCCCACCUGCGCACACACACCUCACUGCCAGGCAUGGAUGGAAAGCUCCUGUCCACAUAUCCAUCAUCUUCCUCCGCAUGUCACCUCCAUCUGCCUCCCCAGAGCAGUCCAGCUUCUCUUCCUGCUUCCUUCUCAUUGAGGGCACCUCCAAGUUUGGGCUUGGCUCGAUACCAUCCCUACAGUAAAAUGCCACUGCCCACAGCACCAACACUGCCCAUGCACUCUUUACCAACCUCUGCACCCUAUUACUCCCACUACGCCCUCUACAGUCAGAGACUGGGAUCUGCCUCAGCCCUGGGCUACCAGUAAAAUGGACUCCAUUGCUUCAGAAUUCUAGAGCCAGAACAAGCAGCGCACUUGCAUGAUGACUGCUAAGACAUCCCGCUUGGGAUUUGACCCUGUCUCUAUUUUCCCAAUAAUGGGAAAAGGAAAGUGAAUGGAACAGAAAAGGUGGACAAAAAAGGAAUCCAUGGACUCCCCAACAGCUGAAAUUAUGGGUGUUCUAGGGUGCAUGCAAGCUUGAGACUGUGUGAGACUGAAGCGCCAAUGCAGUUUUUGAACAGAAUUGUAUUUAUUUUUUAACAAGCGCUUGGCUUUUUCCAAUUUAUAAUCCAAAACAGUUUACUUCCAGAAAUACUGAGUUCAUCUAUUCAUUUCACUCUUAAUUUAACUGUUCUCUGCCCAUUAUUUGUACACACUAUGCUGCAAAUCUUACGCUUCAGACGUUUCUUUUCUUUUCAUAAAUCUGUCCUGUCUGAAUCUGUCUGCUUAUUGUGUCUGUGCGGUAUGAAUGUGCAUGUC
Ictalurus furcatus (blue catfish) is the source of this 2721-nucleotide messenger RNA. RefSeq names its product zinc finger protein 703-like. NCBI's taxonomy places the organism in Eukaryota, Metazoa, Chordata, Actinopteri, Siluriformes, Ictaluridae. The transcript has 2 exons. Bases 469 to 2229 code for a protein of 586 amino acids. Gene Ontology annotation, biological process: negative regulation of DNA-templated transcription. Gene Ontology annotation, cellular component: nucleus. The record is from RefSeq and is a predicted model, not a curated record.